AUGCCCAGCUCACAUUCUUCCUCAUCUACAGAAAGCCUGCACGAGGUACUCAAAGAGAAGUCGAGAGAUCACAGCGAUGUUCCACAUACCGAUACGAUCUUCAAGCAGCCCAUCAGUGAUGAAGAACAAGCCAAAGAUGUUUCUGAAAAGGAGCAACCAGAAUCGCAACAACCUGUCAACCCGAUGCAUCCAUCACAGUUUCCCGAUGGAGGUGCACCAGCAUGGCUCUGCGUAGCAGGUGCAUCAGCAUGUAUGUUCUGUUCUUGGGGCUGGAUCAACGCCGUCGGUGUCUUCCAGAAUUACUAUCAAAGUGGUCCUCUCAGCGAUUACAGUCCUAGUACUGUCGGCUGGAUUGUGUCAACAGAAGUAUUUUUCAUGCUCUUCAUGUCACCUUGGGUCGGUCUCUGGUUCGAUAACUUUGGUCCUCGAUCACUACUCGCUUGUGGUACUUUUCUGCAUGCAUUUGGACUCAUGAUGACUUCCCUCAGCACAGAAUACUACCAGUUCUUUCUCAGUCAGUCCAUCUGCAGCGCUAUCGGAGCCUCUAUGCUCUUCGGUCCUAGCAUGACUUGCGUGAUGACAUGGUUCUUGCAGAAGAGAGGAAUGGCAAUGGGUCUCACAGCAGCUGGAUCUUCUCUGGGAGGUGUCAUCUUUCCUAUCGUGGUCAGCAGGAUGAUCCCUCGAGUUGGGUUUCCAUGGGCGAUGCGGACGUGUGCAUUUCUCGUUCUUGGUCUGGGUAUCUUUGCAAAUCUUACAGUCAGGUCGCGAGUAACACCGGCCAAGCGCAAAUUCGAGCUUAUGGCUUUCGUUCGACCACUGAGAGAAGUGCCUUUCGCCCUGGUCGCAAUCGCAUUGUUCAUCUUCUACUAUGGCAUGUUCUUGCCAUUCGCUUUCAUCGUUGCUGAUGCAGUCCGACAUGGUAUGUCCCUGACUCUGUCGGAAUAUCUUGUCAGCAUCCUCAACGCCGGCUCUAUCUUUGGUCGAACACUACCUGGCAUCAUCGGUGAUAAAAUUGGCAGGUUCAACACCAUGUUUCUGUUCGCCCUCCUAACCACAAUUCUCAUCUUCGCCAUGUGGAUUCCAGCAGAUACAAACGCAAUCUUCAUCGCAUAUGCACCUCUAUUCGGCUUCGCUUCUGGUGCAGCCAUCGGCUUGACACCAGCUCUGAUUGCUCAAAUAUCUCCCAUCAGGGACAUCGGAACCAGAACGGGGGCUGUUUUUGGAAUCUCCUCGAUAGCAGCCCUAACGGGAACUCCUAUAGGGGGCGCGCUCGUUGAGAGGGAUCAUGGUAGUUUCUUGUACGCCAAGAUCUUUGCGGGUAUUGCUUGCUCCAUUGGUACGGGCUUUUUCCUUGCUUCCCGAGUCAGUCUGGUGGGGUGGAAGGUCAAGGUCAAGGUAUAA
This is a messenger RNA of Lithohypha guttulata, 1401 nucleotides long. RefSeq lists its product as uncharacterized. Lineage: Eukaryota; Fungi; Ascomycota; Eurotiomycetes; Chaetothyriales; Trichomeriaceae. Gene Ontology annotation, cellular component: membrane. The coding region runs from base 1 to 1401 and encodes 466 amino acids. Gene Ontology annotation, molecular function: transmembrane transporter activity. Gene Ontology annotation, biological process: transmembrane transport. The record is from RefSeq and is a predicted model, not a curated record. The transcript has a single exon.